AUGUUUAUUCAAUUUUUACUAUUAUUAAUUACUUUAGUUGUUAUUUAUGCGUUUUGUUCAAAGUUUUUAGUGCCGGUUUUAUAUUGGAAACUUCGAGGUGUUUACCAUGUGAAUUUGUAUUAUAGAUUUUUGAUUUUUUUUUUAUCGGAUGCGUCUUUUUUGGAGGUUAUUAAGAAUGAUUAUGACAGUUUUCCGGAUCGAAGAUACUUUGGAAGCUACCAAUUUCUUCGUCCAUCCCUAUUCGUUAGAGAUCUGGAACUCAUAAAAAAAAUCACAGUCAAAGACUUUGAUCAUUUCCACGACCACGCAACUAUAUCUGAUCAGACUUCUGAUCCUGUAGUAGCCCAGAAUUUAUUCGCACUAAAAGGUCAUGCAUGGAGAAAUAUGAGAGCCACCCUCAGUCCAGCAUUCACAAGCAGCAAAAUGAGACAAAUGUUCACUUUAAUGGCACAAACAGCUGAAACUUUUACCAAUUACGCCUUGAGGGACUCAAAAGACAGCAAGUGCGAAAUUGAAAUGAAAGAUUUCUUCUCCAAGUACUCCAAUGAUGUGAUUGCAAGUUGUGCUUUUGGUAUAGAGUGUGAUUCAUUAGAGAACAAGGACAAUGAAUUUUAUAGGAUGGGCAAGUUUUUCGCUUCAGCUUUCACUGGAUUAAGAGCUUUGAAAGGGUUGCUUAUUGCAUUUUUUCCUUGGAUAGUAAAAGCGGUAAAAAUAGGAGUGUUUCCUGCAUUUGUAACCGAAUUUUUCAAGAGGAUGGUCAAAGAAACUAUAAAUUACAGAGAAAAAGAAGGAGUAGUCCGUCCUGAUUUGAUCCAUUUACUAAUGCAAGCUAGAAAAGGACAACUCAAAGAAGAUGGUGCUGAUUCUGGAAAUGCCGGAUAUGCUAGUGUAGAAGAAACUGGAGCUAGAAUAGAUUCUGAUGAUAAAAUGGAAUUGACUGAUGAUCUUAUUACAGCACAAGCGUUGGUGUUCUUUUUUGCUGGAUUUGAAACCUCUUCAACGCUUUUAGGGCUAGUUGCCUAUGAGCUGGCAAUGAAUCCAGAUAUCCAACAAAAACUACAAAAGGAAAUAGAUGAUAAUUUGGAAGUUACAAACGGUAAACUUGAUUAUGAUGCCAUAUUGAAAAUGAAAUAUUUAGAUCAAGUGGUUUCUGAGACUUUGAGGUUGUAUCCUCCUGGAUUUGCUUUAAGCAGAAUCUGUACCAAAGAUUAUCCAGUCCCUGCUACACGAGCCAACGAAAAAGAUUUCGUCAUAGAAAAAGGUUGUCUACUUGUUAUACCGGUAUACGGUAUCCAUACGUGUCCAGACUUUUUUCCCAAUCCAGAUAAAUUCGAUCCGGAAAGGUUUAGUGAGGCCAACAAGGCAAAUAUUAUUGCAGGAACUUAUAUGCCUUUUGGAAGUGGGCCGAGAAACUGUAUAGGUUCAAGAUUUGCCCUGUUAGAAACCAAAGCAUUGAUAGUGAGUUUACUAUCAAAAUUGGACGUGGUUGUUACAGAAAAAACUGAAAUUCCAAUCAAAUUCGCCAAAACAGUCAUAUUGAACCCGAAAAAUGGUAUUUGGUUGGCUUUGGAAAAAAGGCAGAAAUAAUAAUUUGGUACUUUUGUGAUAUGUAUAUUUAGUUUUUUUUUUUGUAUUUGUUUGUUUAAUACUUGGUGUAAUAUUAUAGCAUAAUGAAUAUUUCCCUGAUAUUUUCUUAUUUUUUAUUAGACAUAAAAUCUUAGAAUCUUAUUGAGCAAUAAUUAAACAUCUUUCAAAAUGAAGUAUCAUCAGAAAUUCUAUCCGUUUUGAAAUUGUACAUAGUAACUUUGAAGGGGUUUAGAAGGUCGUUAGUUGAGUUCAAAUAAAAUUAUUGAAUUAUC
Ceutorhynchus assimilis (cabbage seed weevil) is the source of this 1859-nucleotide messenger RNA. Lineage: Eukaryota; Metazoa; Arthropoda; Insecta; Coleoptera; Curculionidae. The record is from the annotation of a GenBank genome assembly.